GCGCGGCCCUGACCUGGCAAAAUGGCGGAGCUGGAGGAGCCGAGGCGGCGGAUCCCGCUGGUGCCGGAGAACUUGCUGAAGAAGAGGAAGGCGUACCUGGCCAUCAAGGCCACCCAGGCCAAGCAGGCGCUGCUCAACAAACGCAAGCAGCAGAAGGGGAAGCAGAUCCAGUUCAGGCGCCUGGAGACGUUUGUUCGGGAUUCAUGGCGCAAACGCCGGGAUGACACCCGCCUGAGGCGCAUGGAGCAGAGGCCUGGGCAGGCAGCAGCGCCUCAGGAGAGCAAACUGGCCUUUGUCGUGAGGAUUGUGGAUAUUAAGGGCGUGACCAAGAGGGUGAGAAGGGUGAUUGAGUUGCUGCGGCUGAAGAAGAAUUACACCGGGGUGUUUGUGAAGCUGAGCCCGCUGUCACUGAAGAUGCUGCGGAUUGUGGAGCCUUACGUGGCGUGGGGACAGCCUAACCUGAAAUCUGUACGAGAGCUCAUCCUGAAACGGGGCCAAGCCAAGAUCAAGAAAAAGAGAGUGCCUCUGACAGACAACAUGCUGAUAGAGGAACAUUUAGGGGGCUGCGGUAUCAUUUGCCUGGAAGACCUUAUUCAUGAAAUCUACUCAACUGGGAAGCAUUUCAAGAGAGCGACCAGCUUUCUGUGGCCAUUCCAUCUGUCGGUGGCUCGGCACGCAUCGCGGAACAGAGUGGGUUUCCUCAAGGAGAUGGGCAAGCCUGGCUUCAGAGGGGAUGCCAUCAACCAGCUCAUCCGUCAGCUCAACUAGGCAGGGGUUUUGUGAAAACUUCAGGAUCUAUGACCUGUUCCUUUUCACAUGAACCUUUCAUGGACAUGACCUACAUGCAGUGAUCUGUAUGCAACUUCUCUUGACUGGUGCCUGUAUAAAAGAAGAAAUACAGAGAUGAUGAUGACGGAGAUGGACUUUGGGCUGGCCCUUCUUCAAGAAGAUAAAUUCUGUUUGGUACCAGAAUGAACUUCUUGGAGCAAUUUCACUUUUCCAUCUCUGUAAAAUAAGUGGGUUUUAUGCUCACUACUGCAGACUUCACUCUUGGAUGUGCACCUGCUUCUGGGGGUGAAGGGGUGGUGGAGUCACAAUUGUGCAAACAGGCAAAAGAAAACACCAAGGUAUUCUUCUGUUAGUGCAGCACAAACCCUAGCAGCAAAUAAUGUCACUUUCUAAGUACCUAGAUUGUAUUUAUUUUUGAAAAAAUAAGGGGUUUGUGUUCCUGAUUUAAAGAGCCCUUUUUUUGGCAAGACUUUUUUUUUUUUUCUUCUUUUUUAAACGUCUGCUGGAUUGGGACUGUUGGGGAGAAUUAUUGCCUGGAAAUAGCAAAGCCUAAAAAGGUUGUAAUACAGUCAUGGGGUGAGGUAUAUGUAAUUGAUGUUUUUAAAAUAAACUUGUGAAAUUAUAUUAUUAUAACAGAAGGUCCUACAUUACUGUAAAAGAGUGGAAAAACCAGUUCAACACUCUGGCUGGAAUGAGUUUAGUGAAGGAAGUGAAGAAAACCAUGGAAGAGUCUGAAAGUUGCAGAGAUUUAAAUCCCUAAUUUCUUCCACUACAGAAAUGGGUAAGGACACAUGAAGAGUCCAGUGCUGUUCAACAAAUAUGGAAGGCACUGUCAUGAGUUCGCUGUGACUGUUUAAACUGUUCUUUGAAGACUUAGGUGGGGGCAAACUGUUAAUCCAUGAAUGGAUUUCCUGCCGACUCCACUCCACUUGGAGCCUCAGGAAGCAAAGAAGUAACGAGACAAGAAGGAUGCCUUUUGGAUAUUACUUGUGUGGCAGUUAGAAACUGUUUUAUGAUGUGGCAUUCAUAAAACCAUAUGAAAUACAAUGGACUGCAGAUUCUGAAUUAGAGAACACUAUAAAACUAGAAGUUUUAUUCUGUAAAACAAGAAUAGAAACAUAGAAAAUGCUGGACAGACACUACAGACGUACACAGAACAACUUUGUCCCCAGAACUAGAGCCCAGUGGUCAUUAAAAUACAAGGUUUCAUCUA
Messenger RNA from Agelaius phoeniceus (red-winged blackbird), 2002 nucleotides. RefSeq names its product ribosomal protein L7 like 1 (gene RPL7L1). Gene Ontology annotation, biological process: maturation of LSU-rRNA from tricistronic rRNA transcript (SSU-rRNA, 5.8S rRNA, LSU-rRNA). Lineage: Eukaryota; Metazoa; Chordata; Aves; Passeriformes; Icteridae. Gene Ontology annotation, cellular component: cytosolic large ribosomal subunit. Gene Ontology annotation, molecular function: structural constituent of ribosome; RNA binding. The record is from RefSeq and is a predicted model, not a curated record.